AUGAGGCCGUGGAGCCAUUAUCUUCUAGCAGUUUUGCUGGCUGCAACUUUGCCGCAUAUUUACGCCUUCAGCAUUCGGGAACUUAUAAAAGGAGGAGGCAAACGAGGAGAUAGUUCCACUCCUUGCCCUACUUGGCAUCCUUUUGAAUGUCCAUCCGGAGAAUGUGUUCCAAUUAAGUACCUUUGUGAUGGAUCUCCUGAUUGCUCAGAUGAGUAUGAUGAGAAUAAAAGCAUGUGUACAGCUGCCAAUCGCCCACCUGUAGAAGAGACAGCGGCUUUCUUGAAAGCCUUAAUGGCAGCUCAUGGCAAAGACUUUCUCGUGAAGGUGUUUGGUUCGAAAGCUAGAGGAGAGCUUGUUGGUCUAGGUGGUGUGGAUAAAGUGGCCGUAGCUUUAUCCCAAUCUCCUACAGCUGACAUAUUUGGACAAGAAAUGGGUUUUACGGAAGAUGAAAUUAAUCACAUGAUGAUGGUCUUGGAAGGCAUUUUGAAUGGAUCCACCGAGGAACUCACCAGUAACGAAGCCGCUGAUUUCAAGUUCUUCGUGCAAAAGCUUCAGGAAACCGGCUUUUUCUAA
This is a messenger RNA of Auanema sp. JU1783, 573 nucleotides long. Lineage: Eukaryota; Metazoa; Nematoda; Chromadorea; Rhabditida; Rhabditidae. The record is from the annotation of a GenBank genome assembly.